Messenger RNA from Morus notabilis, 1026 nucleotides. RefSeq names its product probable glucan endo-1,3-beta-glucosidase BG4. Bases 1 to 1026 code for a protein of 341 amino acids. The transcript is spliced from 2 exons. Gene Ontology annotation, biological process: carbohydrate metabolic process. Lineage: Eukaryota; Viridiplantae; Streptophyta; Magnoliopsida; Rosales; Moraceae. The record is from RefSeq and is a predicted model, not a curated record. Gene Ontology annotation, molecular function: hydrolase activity, hydrolyzing O-glycosyl compounds. Gene Ontology annotation, cellular component: plasma membrane.
AUGGCAGUACAGCUUCUAAUCAGGGUUCUCCUUCUCACUUCCAUGGCAGUCAUUCCCAACCAGUUUGGCACCGCAAAAGCAUCAGCCGACAUCGGCGUUUGCUACGGAAUGCUAGGCAAUAAUCUGCCUCCGGCGACCGAAGUGAUCAACCUCUACAAACACAACAACAUUGGCAAAAUAAGGCUCUUCGACCCCGAUCCCUCGGCGCUGCAAGCUCUGCGAGGCAGCGAAAUCGACGUCACUGUCGGUAUCCGAAAUGAAGACCUUGCCGGCCUCGCAUCGAACCAAGACGCCGUCGCGUCCUGGUUCGCCGCCCACGUUGAGCCUUACCUCAACGACAUCGUGUUUUCAAACAUUGCUGUCGGAAACGAGGUUAUCCCGGGGCAUCUCGGUCAGUAUGUUUUGCCUGUUAUGGAGUCAUUACAAGCCAUACUUGAUCAUAAGAAUCUAGCUGGUAUAAAGCUCACCACCGUCCUCCCCGCCAACGCCUUGGCGUUGUCUUAUCCGCCUUCGGCGGCGCAAUUUUCAGAUGAGGCUGCCAACGAUUUGAGAGGUAUUAUCAGGUUCAUGUCAACUCAUGGAGCGCCUCUCAUGAUCAACGUGUAUCCCUACUUCGCCUACGCAUCUGAUCCGGUGAAUGUAAGAUUGGAUUAUGCGCUUUUUACCGCGACGGCUCCGGUGGUUCAGGACGGGAAUUUGAGCUACCACAACAUGUUUGACGCUAUUGUUGACGCUUUCUUUUGGGCCACGGAAAGAGAAGGAGUUUCUGACGUCAAUAUCGUGGUGGCGGAGAGUGGCUGGCCAUCCGCAGGUAACGGCGGCUUCACGACUCCGGAGCUCGCAUCGACGUAUGCCAAGAACUUCGUGAAUCACAUCUUGUCUAAUGCGGGGACACCAAAACGACCUGGCCCUUAUGUCGAAGGGUUUAUCUUUGCCAUGUUUAAUGAGAAUCUGAAACCUGCUGGCGUAGAGCAGAAUUUUGGAUUGUUCUAUCCUAAUAUGAAUCCUGUUUAUCCUGUAUUCUAG